GACAACAUCUUCAUUUUGUAUAUAACACCCGAAUGGGUCCAAAAAAUAUAAAAAAAAAUUAAAUUAAAUAUAACAUAAAUAAUGGAAGACUUUUUCAAAAAUCUUAAGGAGAGAUUUUCCAUCGAUAACGUUGUUACUUUUAUGAAAGAAGCAAAACUUGUUGACGAAGAUAAAAUAGAAGAAGUAUCUGAACCAUUAGUUGAGAAUGCAGUAGCAGAAAAUGUCACAAUCGUCGAAGAAGCACAAAAAAAUAUUAACGAUGAACCUAAUUUAAAAACGGUUAUCGAUGGUGACAUGCCCAUAAUCCUAAACGAAGUAUUAUCAAAAUCUAAACAUAAUAUUAGUGAUAUUCCGGAUCAGUCGAUGGUUAAUAUAUUACAAAAACCUAGUUCGAGUGAAGAGAAACCUGUUCCAGAGCUCGAAACUCCAAAUACAAAUAAUCAACAAGGACGGAUGACAAAAACAACCGAAAUCUCAUUAUUUUUUUAAUUCUCCAACGAAAAUUCUAGUACUGAAAAGAGCAUAUCCAUCCCGAGUGAACUUUUAUUCACAAAUUAGAAACGAACUUACGUUUGUAUUGAAGUUGCCACUUAGACGAUAUUGGAUUGGAGCUUUAAACAUGCAAGUGUACUUACAGUGCCAUGUUGUCCCUCGCCUAGGAAAGUAACCGGUCGCAUGCGCCCCCGCGGGAAAUCCAGCAGGGGCGCCACUCCGUUUGGGGGCUCGGCUUCAGGUAGUUUAAUGGACGUGAAGAGUCCUGGGGCAGGACGUUCGCGUCUUAGAGUUCGCUCGUCGGGAUAAGUCUGUGGUACAAAGGUUUAAUUAGCGUACUUGUCAGUUAAUUUUAGAAAGUUAUUCUCAUCUUUUUAUGGAUAUAACUCUGUUAAUUUUGUAUUAUAAUCAUUUUGCAAUACAUGUAUAAAAGAAAUAAACGUUUUUCUUU
Messenger RNA from Danaus plexippus (monarch butterfly), 943 nucleotides. RefSeq lists its product as uncharacterized. The record is from RefSeq and is a predicted model, not a curated record. NCBI's taxonomy places the organism in Eukaryota, Metazoa, Arthropoda, Insecta, Lepidoptera, Nymphalidae. Bases 82 to 489 code for a protein of 135 amino acids. The transcript has 2 exons.